Molecule: messenger RNA, 1660 nt
Organism: Setaria italica (foxtail millet)
Lineage: Eukaryota; Viridiplantae; Streptophyta; Magnoliopsida; Poales; Poaceae
Product: SEC14 cytosolic factor
Exons: 11
Coding region: 260-1267 (335 amino acids)
Source: RefSeq, a predicted model, not a curated record
GGGAACGGACCCCAGCAUCCUCCCUAUCCCCCAAACGUUAGGAUCACCGGCGGGGACAGACCACCGGAGCUGAGCCCCACAGCACCACACAUCCACGCGGUUUGCUGGUGACCUGGUGUGGUGACUGGUGAGGAAGCGCACAAGAACACAACAAGAAGGCGAGAGCACAGAGCAGAGAGGGAGAAAGGGGAGGAACAGAGAGCUGAAAAAGGUGGAAAAAACCCGGCUUUUGACCCCGCCAAGCCCACCGUCGCCGGCAAUGGCGGCCGCUUCCGAGGAGGCCAUCAAGCAGUUCUCCGCGCUCAUGGAGCAGCUGGAGGAGCCGCUCAAGACCACAUUCCAGAAUGUGCAUCAAGGAAAUCUGAGGGGGACUUUGGUGCGUUAUCUGAAGGCCAGAGAAUGGAGUGUCCCUAAAGCUCAUAAAAUGCUUAUGGAUUGCUUAAAUUGGAGAAUACAGAAUGAGAUUGACAGCGUGUUGGCUAAACCCAUUGUGCCACCUGAUCUAUAUAGAGCUAUCCGGGAUACGCUUCUUGUUGGAUUGACAGGGUACUCCAAGCAGGGACAACCUGUUUAUGCAUUUGGUGUUGGUCUCAGUACCUUUGACAAGGCUUCGGUGAACUACUAUGUUCAGUCACACAUACAGAUGAAUGAAUAUCGAGACCGUGUUGUCCUCCCGGCUGCAUCAAAGAAGUUUGGGAGACAGAUCAAUACCUGCUUGAAGGUUAUGGACAUGACUGGCCUGAAGCUGUCUGCGUUGAGCCAAAUAAAGAUGUUGACCAUGAUUACCACUGUUGAUGACCUUAAUUAUCCUGAGAAAACUGAGACUUAUUACAUUGUGAAUGCACCAUAUGUUUUUUCGGCAUGUUGGAAGGUUGUGAAGCCACUUCUACAAGAAAGAACUAAAAAGAAGAUCCAAGUCCUGUAUGGCUCUGGGAGGGAUGAGUUAUUGAAGGUUAUGGACUACCAGUCACUUCCGCAUUUUUGCAAGAGGGAAGGAUCAGGUUCAUCCAGUGACUCUCUGGACGGUGUUGAUUGCUACUCCUAUGACCAUCCUUUCCACCAGCAGAUGUACAACUACGUGAAGCAGCAAUCUCUGAAGCUGGACUCUGUUGGUCCCAUAAAACAAGGCUCACUCCAUGUGGAUGUGCCCUCACCUGGCUUUGAGGAGGUCAAGAUCGCGGAGACCAUCGAAUCGGAGCUCCACAAGUUGAGGGGAGGCAACGGCCUCACUCACUCUUUCAACAGAAUCAAGAUCGAAGGUCCAUGAGGGCGCGGUGAUUGAGAAGCGUGCGCCGGAGACACAGCGGUCCACGGUCCACAGAGGUGAUCUUGGUAUCUGAACCCCAGUAGCCUAUGGUGGUGGGGUGGUAGUAGGGCCUCUUGCUUGCAAUCACUGGCUGCAGGCUUGAUUAGGACGAGUAGAGAACGCGAUUCUAAUAACCGUACCCGAGAUUGUUAUCCUUCCUAAUUAACCUAGCUAGUAUCGUUGUACUUUCGCGCUUAUAUGGCAUGGGAUCUGUCACGUUUCCACCCAUGGAAGCUACCAGCUUGGAGUGCUACUAUGUAUCAAUGUACUAUGUAUAUGUAUAUAUAUGACUGCCAACUCGGUGAGUUGGUAUCUACAAGGAGAGAUCUGUACUCCCUGCUAGCUUUCUCAGCA